Messenger RNA from Penicillium macrosclerotiorum, 2112 nucleotides. Its product is annotated as putative phosphoinositide phosphatase (Sac1). Gene Ontology annotation, cellular component: endoplasmic reticulum. Gene Ontology annotation, biological process: phosphatidylinositol dephosphorylation. Lineage: Eukaryota; Fungi; Ascomycota; Eurotiomycetes; Eurotiales; Aspergillaceae. The record is from RefSeq and is a predicted model, not a curated record. The transcript is spliced from 2 exons. Gene Ontology annotation, molecular function: phosphatidylinositol-4-phosphate phosphatase activity. Bases 1 to 2112 code for a protein of 703 amino acids.
AUGGCACCUCAAAUACUCCCUUUUAGGGAUGUCAAUUUACAUGCCUCGCCCUCACACUAUGCCUUUACUUCACCCUCGUCUCCCCAGGCACCCACGCUCGUGGUGGAUCGGCCAACGGGCGACCUCCGACUGAACGAUGGCCCUCUAUCGGGAGCAAAGCGCAUUUCCAGUGUCGCUGGAAUUCUAGGAAUCGUCAAGAUGAAACUAGACAAAUACAUCAUUGUCAUCACGAAAGCCCAGCCGAUGGGACGCCUGCGCGGCCACAUGGUCUACAAAGUUGCUGCGACCGAGUUCCUGCCGAUGCGUGAACGUCCGCUUCAUGAUAAAGACGAGGACACCUACCUUGCUCUCGUGAAAGACCUCCUGCGCACUGGCCCUAUGUACUUCUCCUACUCCCUGGACCUUACCAACAGUUUCCAGCGCCAGUCACAGAGUGCGGCGGAUCUUCCCAUGUGGAAGCGUGCCGAUGACCGUUUCUUCUGGAACCGUUUUGUCCAGUCGGAUUUGAUUGACUUCAGUCUUGGAGAACAUGACACAAACGGCAUUCGAUACGGUCCGCAGCCCGGCGUUGACCCCUUUAUCCUUCCUGUUAUGUUUGGCAUGCUACGCAUCACCCCAGCUCGAGUCAAAGGAAUCUCAUUUACAUUUGCCCUCAUUACUCGACGAUCCAGACACAGAGCGGGAACAAGAUACUUCUCUCGUGGAAUUGACGAGCAAGGCAACGUUUCGAACUACAAUGAAACAGAGCAGAUUGUGAUUCUGAACGAUGCCGCCGGAGGGCUAUCGGGAUAUGCGCCUGGUCAAUCCAUGACCAAUAAUAAGACGGGUCAGGAUCUUCAAGUCUACUCCUUCGUCCAAACUCGAGGCAGCGUGCCCGUGUUCUGGGCCGAGGUCAACGAUCUGAAAUAUACCCCAAAGCUCCAAGUCCGUGGGGUCGAGACUGCCGUCGAGGCCGCUCGUAAGCAUUUCACUGAACAAAUUCGUCUGUACGGAGAGAACUACAUGGUAAAUCUCGUCAACCAGAAAGGCCGAGAGGAACGGGUCAAGAAAGCAUACGAGCAGCUGGUUCGCAUCCUCGUCACGUCCUCCACCGAGACCACUGAAGCUGACGACAAGACCUCCGAGAAGAUUCACAUUUUGGAACCAGGUCUGAAACGGAAAGAGAUGGACCGUCUACAUUACGUCUAUUUUGAUUUUCACAAUGAAACCAAAGGCCUGAAAUGGCACCGUGCUGAGUUGUUGAUGGGUCGCUUGAAUGAUGGGUUGAACCAGGGUGGCUACUUCCGAGGCGUCGAAGCACCAGGAGCUUCGGGUGGACAAUUGGAUAUCCGAUCGACACAAACAAGUGUUGUGCGGACUAACUGUAUGGAUUGUCUUGAUCGGACCAAUGUCGUGCAGAGCAUGCUUGGUCGUUGGGCGGUAACACGGCAGCUCAUGGAUGCCGGUGUGCUUCGCGCGGGCGAGACUGCCAAUGAUGACCGAGAAUUUGAAGAUCUAUUCCGGAACAUCUGGGCAGAUAACGCUGAUGUUGUUUCGAAGUCGUAUUCCGGCACUGGUGCCCUGAAGACUGAUUUCACCCGAACAGGGAAACGUACUCGCGCGGGUGCGCUCCAGGACUUGAACAACUCCAUCACUCGAUAUGUCCGCAACAACUUCAUGGAUGGUCCCCGCCAAGAUGGCUUUGACGUGUUCCUGGGCACAUAUCUCCCCUCAGACGCCAGUUUUGCAAACAUAAAGCUGUUCAUUGACCGAAGACCCCUGGCCAUCCAAGCGGUUCCGUAUGUUCUUGCGGCCAGUCUGUUUCUGAUUUUGGUUGCCACUCUCACCCGACAACUACCCGAUGCCGCGGUCUGGCCACUUCGGCUUUUCAUGAUCUUCUGGGUCAUCAUUGGUGCCUAUUGCUUCCGCUUCAUUCAUGGGCAUGGCAUGCUCUAUGUCAAUUGGCCAAAACUUAAUACCCCUGUGGCUGGCGCGGAAGGAUAUCAGGAUGCUCUGAUCAAAGCUCGCUCUGACCCAAUAGUUGGCCAAUGGCUUCCGACUAAAAGACAUCAGCGAGGCAUCAGCAAUGCUCGUCUUGUAUUCCUUGAAGAGGGCAAGACUAGGAUUGAGUGA